Messenger RNA from Homarus americanus (American lobster), 2662 nucleotides. Its product is annotated as suppressor of lurcher protein 1-like. The transcript is spliced from 9 exons. Gene Ontology annotation, cellular component: plasma membrane. Bases 212 to 1285 code for a protein of 357 amino acids. The record is from RefSeq and is a predicted model, not a curated record. NCBI's taxonomy places the organism in Eukaryota, Metazoa, Arthropoda, Malacostraca, Decapoda, Nephropidae.
AGUGCCCGCGGAGGCCUGAAGAGCGGUCAAUAGUGGGUAGUGUACGUGCUGCGACCCUAGUGGGGUCACACGUGUGGUGGUACGUCUACGGGCGCAUGACUGGUGAUACAAGUCCUCUGGCCAGGUGCUGAAUUUCCAUGGACAGGCAAAGUCGCCCAUUGAUUGUGUUGCCUUCAUGAGUUGUACCUGAAAGUUAUAAAGUGUGGGCGCGAUGAUGGUGGUGGUGAUGGACUUGGUGGUCAGCGGUGGCUGCUAUCAGACUGCUCCCACCACCCUGCUGACACUGCUGCUGAUAUUCCUGACUCACCUACCUGACCGUCUGCAAGUGUCAGCCAAACGCUUAGGGGGCAACGAAGUGUUCAGCUGUAACGAGGUAGUUGAAGCAUGGCGCGGUGAGGGUGGUGAGUGGCGUGGCAUGAACGGUACACUAGCCAGUCCCAAUUUCCCCCACCCUUACCCAGCCCGCCUUCAGUGUCGCGUCGACUUCAAGGCGCCCCAGCAACACCGAGUUCAGCUUGUCUUUUCACAUUUCCUUCUCUACCACCCGCUCAAUCUCUCUAACCGCAACUGUGAUGCCAUGGACUCUGUGACCAUAUCUGAGGGCACAAAGUACAAGGUGGGAACCUUUUGUGGACCUGGCCUCCCUCGUCCGAUCAUGUCAUCGGGGUCCUACCUCAGCCUCGUCUUCAGGAGCUACACGUCUGGCCCCCAUGUAACAGGCUACAAGGCCACCUACACCUUCCUCCAGAACUUCGGGCUGGACACUGGCCAUCAGGUGGAGGACCAGCGCUGUGUGUUUGAAUACAACUCCACCUCCUACCCCAGUGGAGAAUUCUACAGCCCCAACCCUGGAGGAACAUACCCACGGAAUACAGUGUGUCACUACAUCUUCCGUGGCCUCCGGCACCAGAGGGUUAAGGUGGAGUUUAGGUACUUCGACGUGGAGGGUGUGGCACCGUGUACAGCAAAAAGUGACAGUGAUUACGUAGAGUUCAGUAACUUACCAACACAAGAGCUUCUUUCCCCCAGACGGUGUGGACGCUUUGCACCCAAGGUAGUAGAAUCAGAUGGUCCUUUCUUCCGGGUAACAUUCCGGAGCAAUCAUAAACUUGAUGGUAAGGGCUUUGCUGCCGCCUUCAAAUUCCUGUCUAAAGAUGACGAUACCAGUCUUGUACAACCCCUUUCAGUUACAACAGCAGGUGCAGUUUCUUGGACAACCCACACCAUUGUGUGUGUGAUACUAACCACAAAUAACAUUGCCAUACAACUAGUUUUUUUACCUUAAUUAUAUUCGUUUUUCUGUAUGAAAUUGUAAAUAAAUCAUUGUUAUUUAUAGUAAAAUUGACAAAAUACACACUGUUUUUCAGUCAUGUAAGAAAAGCUAAACAACGUGAUUAAAUUAACAUCAAUCAUUGGAAACAUAAGGUAAUUGAAACAGAGACACUAGUAGGGCAAAUAUCAUAGUACAAAAAUACUGUACUAUAAUCAAUGUAACUGCAUCAUUAGUAAAAUAAAAAAUACUGUCCAAAUUCCAAACAAUCAACAAAAUUCCCGGGUGCUUUGCCAAAAAAAUUUCUGUAAUUUUCUUAGUUCCACCAUUACAUAUCUUCACUACAACAACAUCCAAACAAACUCCUCCUCCUCCAUGGCUCCUUCAUCCCAAUCAUCACUAUUUUACCAAAUUCCCCAAAAUGGGAUAAAAAGUUAAGGAAUAAAAUGAAACUAGUAUGUGAUCUUUUUCAAAGAAAGUGAAUAGAGAGAAGCCUCUUUUUUUAAGUAAUUCUAGUCCCAAAUACUAUGUUUUAGCUAACAAAAUGAGUUCUUAAGUAUGUCUCGGUUUCAGUUGCAGCAGUGGUUCUGGUGAAAAUAAUGAAAAUAAAUGUAUUUUUUUUUAUUUUAGUCACUGCCUGACAGAAACAUGCAUUCAUGAUUUUUUUCCACUCAUUCUUAUUAUAUGUUUUAGUAAAAUCUAGAACCUUGGAAAUCGGUUAUCAUAUAUGGGAGUCUCAGAAAACCAUUACAGUACAGUGUACUGUACAUUUGAAAAAAAAAAAAUCACUUUACACACAAUUAAACAGCCAGAUUCACUUGUGGCAGUGCUUGUUCUCCAAUUUUGUGGAAUCGUAUUAUUGUCCUCGAUAAAAUGUCUAGCAGACUUCCAGGGUCAAUGUUUACUAGUUCAUAAUGUGAUUCAAAUGCAGGUACUGUACAUUAUAAUACUGAAUAUUUAUUUAUCAAACUUUCAUGCAAAAGUAAAUUUUAAUUGUACAGCAGUGUUUCCCAACGUACAGAGGCCAGCCACAUUUGCCAGAAGUGUAAGAGUUCAUAGGUCGACCUUGAUUUUUGACCAAGAAAUCAUUAAUUUUUUUAUAUGCCUCGUGUAUAGGUCGACCCAAGUUUUUGAGGGUAAUGGAACAAAUUAGGGUAAUAAAGCACCAUAUUUUAUGGCAUAUAAAACUCGUUUCAGAAAACCUUCACUAAAAACACACUACGUCCUAUAAACUGAGGGUCGCUGUGCCUGAAACACCAAGCGCCGAAGGCAAAUUGCUUACCAUUUAUUAUUACGGCAUUUUACACGGAAACAUGGGUAGUUUCAGCAAAAAUAUUGUAUAUUUCCAUUCAAGUAUUUAUUCAAGUCAAUUAGGAUAGAAUAUUAUUGUAA